UAAAAACACCGAGCCCGUGGAUAGCUCCCAUUCCUUGUGAUCUCGAUCAGUUGUAUGAAAAAAAUUCUCGGCCAGAAUGGAAGAGGAUCCGGUGGAAGUGCUGGAGCGCACUUUUAUAUUCGACCCGAUCGGUUUCGGGUACAUCAACAUGUCCCACGGAAUGCUGGUGGAGAUCUCCGAGGAGCUUCGUGCGAAGUUCCCUAAAGAACCGCGUCUGCAGUUCUCCCAGCUGAACAACCUUCACCUGGCGUCCCGAAGUGGCGAGAUUUUGAGAUUCGUCGAGAUUCUGAACUCCGUUGGCGGCCGGGCGAUGCAGUCCCACCUGGUCAAUACAAAUUUCGAUCAGCCAGAUGGACAAUCGCUGACCCCGUUAACGAUGGCCGCGAUGUCGGGAAAUGUGAAAUUUGUCAAGACCCUGCUAUCGCACUACGAUGUGGACUUGGAGCGGGAGUGCAAUGUCAUCUUUGACGGAAUGGUGGUCUACGGCGCCACUGCCCUGUGGGUGGCUGCCGGAAUGGGGCAUCUGCCGAUUGUCAAGAUGCUCGUCCAAGCGGGAGCGGCCAUCAAUCACAACACCAAGGCGCAGUCGUCGCCGCUGAGAGCUGCCUGCUAUGAGGGUCGCUUGGACAUCGUCGAAUUCCUCAUACAUAAUGGAGCUGACGUAAAUGCCACGAAUUUGUUCAACAACAACACGCUUAUGAUUGCCGCCUACAAGGGUCACCACCUGGUGGUAAACACCCUGCUUCAGAAUGGAUCUAGGGCCAAUGAUCAGGCCCUGUGUGGAGCCACUGCCUUGCACUAUGCGGCGGAGAGCGGGCACCUGGAUGUGGUGGUGACUCUGCUGGAUCAUGGAGCCACUCUUAAAAAGAAUGAACUGGGAAUCACACCCGCCCUGCAGGCAGCUGAGCGACUCAAUGAGGAUGUUCUCGAGGCAUUUAUCCAGCGGCCAGGACUGAUGAGCUUAGAGGAGCAGAUCACAGCAUUGGAGCUAAUGGGAGCCACCUAUGCGAAUGACAAAACCAAAUACGAUGUGAAUAAGGCGUACAGCUAUCUGCUGAGGGCCAUGCAGCUGCGUUACAGCAAUCCACGCGGUGUGAUUCGCAAGAAAGUUCAGCCCACGGUGCCCGCCUACGACAAUUGGUUCGAGACUGAAAACCUGCCCGAACUGUAUGCCAUCAAACUGAAUCACCACUCCAUUCACAUGGAAUCGCUGGCCAUAAGGGAGCGUAUACUGGGUCGCAACAAUCCGGAGUUGCCUCAGGCAAUCAUCUAUCGCGGAGCUGUGAUGGCGGACCAAGGCAGAUUCUACCAGUGCCAGGUGCUUUGGAACUACGCCAUAGAUCUACGAAUGCGUAAUAAUGUUUCGGUGGAUCGCGAUCUCUUACGUUUUGCCCAGCUAUUCGCUCAGAUUUUGCGGGUAGAGACCCACAACCUUACGUUGGACCACGUUCUGCCGGUUUUGGCCAAGUGCCAGCAGGAGAUCGAGAACAAUAAGUUUAAAAUUAAGGAAGCCAAGCCGAACACUUGCCCCAGACUGUGGCAGGAUCAGAACAAUCAGAACUGCAUUACGGCGCUGUAUCUGAUCAAGAUCGUUACCCAUUUGGCGCGACGCAAAAAUGACCAGCACAUUGACGAGGAGCACAUUCAGCAGCUGUUCCUGGUGGUGCGCAAGUUCAUACAGAACGACACUCGUCUGCAGGACGGACAGACAUUGCUGCACAUCGCAGUCAACGGAGUGAUGCCGGUGGAUGAGUUCUACACCAAUGAAAUGUGCCGAUUCCCCUGCUAUGCAACUGCUUUGGUUCUGGUUCACUGCGGCGCCUCUGUGGUAGCCGUAGAUGCGGCUAGGAACACCCCGCUGCACAUCCUAGUCACCAAGAUAAAUACCGCCCAGGAUCGCCAGGCGGAGAUGGCGCGCAUCCUGCAACUGUUCGUGGAGGCAGGAGCCCACUUGGACGCGGUUAAUGCGGCGGGACAGACAGCGGCCAUGGCCUGCAAGCAACCUCUCUUGGCCAAUCGGCUGCACGCCCAUCAGAAUGCCCACACCAGCCUCAAGUGCCUGGCUGCCCGCACCAUCGCCACCAAUCGGCUGAACUUCAAGGGUCUGAUACCCACGCAACUGGAGGCCUUCAUACAAAUGCACAGCGUGCACAAGGUGCUCCCGUAGAUUGCCAACGGCAUGAACCGCAACUGAAGUAAUUAGAACUGUGAAUACACUGGGCCACGUGGGAACACAUUUAUGUAUCAAUAUGUACAAGCUUGGGUGUCUGUAUGUACGAGAUAUAUAUCGAAUUUAGCGACUUAAUUUAGCCAAAAGAAUGCAAAGGAAAAUGUUUUAUUUUUUUUUACACAUUUUAUUUAAUAUUUUUCACUCUUAGUUUAUUUACAAUUACAAUCUGUAACAACUGCACACGUGGACUGACUGUUUGUUUGUAAUCAUUAAUCAUAACCAUACCUAUGUAAAAUCAUUUUGUACAUUUUUUAUGUAAAACUAUUAUUCGCUGUGCAAGAGGGCGCAGGCCACCUAAGUUGAAUCAAUCGAAUUGAUUAUGUUUUUUGGGUGCAAGAGAAAUAAAAGAACAAACCAAAAAGAAUUUAAUCACA
Messenger RNA from Drosophila subpulchrella, 2604 nucleotides. RefSeq names its product protein fem-1 homolog B (gene Fem-1). Gene Ontology annotation, molecular function: protein binding. The transcript has 6 exons. NCBI's taxonomy places the organism in Eukaryota, Metazoa, Arthropoda, Insecta, Diptera, Drosophilidae. The record is from RefSeq and is a predicted model, not a curated record. The coding region runs from base 77 to 2167 and encodes 696 amino acids.